AUGUAUUCGAUUCAUUCUAGUCGGAGCAGUAGCCAUAAACACUUGAGGAAGAUCGAGAAGAGGGACAAGGAUGCCAGGCCCAAGGACACGAACAGCAAGCAGGAAAGAGCCUUGCCGAGCUCCCAUUUUAGUUUUCUGUUCAUUGUCAACGAGCUUCAGAUCGCCGAGGAAAACGUGCCUCCUUCCGCUGACCUAUACGGUAACCCCCUGCCACCGAGAACUUCCAGGGGCUAUGGCCCGGAAAUUGUCGGCAGGGUAUGGCGAUACCGCGACGGCGUUGUCAGCCUCGCCGAGGGCUUUUUCUGGUACCGCCCAGAGCCUGGAUCCGCCGGUGUGAUAUGUACCGUGAAUAACUAUAUUGACGAACACGGGCAGCCGUUCCGAUUCCUGGAACAGACGUUAGAACACAGCACAUUCAGCGUCUUCAACUGCUGGCGCUUCCUGCCCUGUCUUCACAUCGACGUCGACGUAACUACCGUCGGCGGCAUGGGGGCCGACAACAAGCUGUCUCACCUGGAGUUCUAUCCAGACCCCACAGACGCUGGCCUAACUCGGAUUCGUGCCUCCGGUGGGUCUCAGAGACACGUCGUUGGAGGCAGGCCGUCCUGGAUACCGGCUCUCCUCCCCGAAACCUACGCAGCGCCAAGCUCCCACGCCCAACAAUCCACAGGCCUCGGCGGCUGCCUACCCAUCAUCAUCGGUCUUCUCGCCCUGACCAAGAAGCCGGGGCAUACGGACGACGUCUUCAGGAAUGGCGAGUGGAGCGGAAACCGUUUCAGGGGCGGUCGCUCCUCGCGCGCUGAGCCUGAGCCCACCGGGCCGGUGCGAGGAGUAUUGGUCCAGGUAUGCUGUGACAGCACAAACCCAGACUCUACAAUCGAUGCCAUCACGGACUUUGAGGACCGCGGCAAGGCGAUCAGGGAUGAGCGUCUCUGA
Molecule: messenger RNA, 936 nt
Organism: Colletotrichum graminicola M1.001
Lineage: Eukaryota; Fungi; Ascomycota; Sordariomycetes; Glomerellales; Glomerellaceae
Exons: 3
Coding region: 1-936 (311 amino acids)
Source: RefSeq, a predicted model, not a curated record